AUGAUGACGUACCGGCCGUGCUGUAUUGUUUGCUGCUCAGACUGCGAUACGGAUGGUAUCUUCACAAGUUGUCAACACUUCAUAUGUCCCCGCUGUGCUGGGCGUUAUCCUCCGGGUCAAUGUCCACGUUGCCGGAAACCCUGUAAGGCCGUGAAGGCAGGUCCUGCCCUGCCGAAGGAAGUUGCCGACCGCGUUUCACAUAACCCGCAGCAUCUGUUGCAGCUGGCAGCACAGGCCCUUGACUUUCAGCGGCGACAGGAGCAGCAGUCCCUACAGCGGUUGCGGGAGCUAGUGACAACGCUGAAUCAGAGCAACCGAAGCAUGGCGUCACAGAUUAGUGCCGCAAAGGCAGAGCGAGAGGAAUUACUUACCACUAUCAAACAAUUGCAAAGACAAUUGUAUACCCAGCAACAGCAACAGAGCCAGCAGCAACUUCAGCUUCACACUUCUCAACGAACGUCGGAUGUUCCGGCGAUCAGUAAUGACGGAAGAAGCUGUGGCGUGACAACAUAUAAUGGAGGUGUGGCGGCCGCCGUGAAGCGGUCCACGCCCGUUCAUGCCAGUGGCCCGCCCGGUUUCACAAAUGGUGCACCGGCUGCCCGGGGUUGGCUUUCGUCUCCAGCCCCAUCCAAUGGUGCCGCCGAUGCCUUCACACCACUUGGCUGGGGUCAGUCAAAGCGGUCACGCGAGGAAGGUCCGCAGACACCAACAAACACUGAGCAGACGCGCUUCCGCCUCGCAACACCGGCGAUUACAUUGCGCAAUGUACUUACGGGAUCACGGGAGACCACCCCGCGGAAUCGUAUGGAUUGCGUUGGUACUAUGGCACCUCCCAGGCCCCUGCAGAGUCUUUUGUGCCGUGGCCCGUAA
This is a messenger RNA of Trypanosoma brucei brucei TREU927, 870 nucleotides long. RefSeq lists its product as hypothetical. The transcript has a single exon. The record is from RefSeq and is a predicted model, not a curated record. Gene Ontology annotation, molecular function: SUMO transferase activity. Lineage: Eukaryota; Euglenozoa; Kinetoplastea; Trypanosomatida; Trypanosomatidae. The coding region runs from base 1 to 870 and encodes 289 amino acids. Gene Ontology annotation, biological process: protein sumoylation; reciprocal meiotic recombination; homologous chromosome pairing at meiosis. Gene Ontology annotation, cellular component: synaptonemal complex.